GCCCCAAGGGAUCAGUCGAUCCUAAAAAGGCUAUAUAUUAUCUGAGAAUCAUAAAACAUUUUCAGAUGUUUAUCACUUCAAUGAAAACGUGGUUUGUUAAAACAGGUUAUCUAGACCACUACCUGGGAAGUGGAGACAUCGGUCUGAAGAUAGUACUAUUUGAAUUACACACACCAUUGCUCCUGCCUGCAUCUCCUACCAUUUAAAAUGUCAUCUGUGUCUGUGGCCAACACCAACUUCUCCCUGGAUCUGUUCAAGAAGAUCACAGAGAAAAAAAAAACGGGCAAUGUCUUCUACUCCCCCCUCAGCAUCUCCUCUGCUCUGGCCAUGGUGUCUCUGGGGGCCAGGGGUAACACCGCGACUCAGAUGUCAGAGGUCCUUUGCCUUGUCAAAGCAGACAGACCCAAAGAGGCUUACCCAGGACAGCUCCAGAAAGUACAAAAGUACCAGCUUCCACAUGCAUUGAAGUCCCUGCACCUCCACAAAGCCAAGGAUGAUGUCCAUGUUAGCUUCAGCAAACUUAUGGGUGAACUGAACAAGGAAGGAGCCCCCUACAAACUGAGUCUAGCAAAUCGUCUAUACGGAGAGCAGUCUUACAAGUUUGUUGAGACUUUCCUCCACGACACCAAAAAGCACUACAAUGCAGAGUUGGAGGCUGUAGACUUCAAGUCCAAUGCAGAGACUGCUAGACAGAACAUCAACACCUGGGUGGAGAAGCAGACAGCAGACAAAAUCAAGGAUCUGUUGCCAAAGGGGAUUGUUGAUGAUUUGACAAGACUGGUCUUGGUUAACGCCAUCUACUUCAAGGGCAACUGGGAGAAGAAGUUCAAGGAAACCAGCACCAAAGAUGUCCAGUUCAGACUUAACAAGAAUGAGAGUAAGCCAGUAAAAAUGAUGCACCAGAAGGCCAAGUUCCCCCUGACCUUCAUCCCAGAGGCCAACUGUCAGAUUCUGGAGUUGCCUUAUGUAGGGAAUCAACUGAGCAUGCUCAUCAUGCUUCCUAAUGAAAUUGAGGAUGGCACCACUGGACUGGAGAAGCUGGAGAAGGAGCUGACCUAUGACAACUUUGUGGAUUGGACCAAGCCAGACAUGAUGGACUUGGUGGAGGUUCAGGUGGGCCUGCCCAAAUUCAAGCUGGAGGAGAGCCUAGACAUGAAAGAGACACUGGUCAGCAUGGGCAUGAUAGAUGCCUUCGACCACUCCAGGAGCGACUUCUCAGGCAUGUCACCAAACAACGACCUGGUUCUGUCCAAGGUGGUGCACAAGGCCUUUGUGGAGGUCAAUGAGGAGGGCACUGAGGCAGCAGCUGCUACGGCCGCCAUCAUGAUGAUGCGCUGUGCCCUGAGAACGCCCACGUUCUUUGCCGACCACCCCUUCCUCUUCUUCAUCCGCCACAACCCCACCCAGAGCAUUCUGUUCUAUGGCCGCUACUCUUCCCCUUAGACAUUUAGCUACAUGCCAUGUGGAGGGAGGAGAGGGUGUUGAAAUAAUGUAUUGCAGCAGCAGUAACUAUAUCUGAUGUUGGACCAUUUCCUACCCUUGUCUAGCUGUAACAAAUUACCCACGUUGUCGGUUAUGCCCCUACCCGUUGUUUUGCCAUUUUGUGUUAACAUUCAUCACAACCAAACAUAAAUCCCUUUGCUGUAGACUACUUUUAAGCAUCAUUAUGAUUAUUUUAUUUUAAUCAGAACCGUCUACCGAUUUUGUCUAAUGUCCAACGCUGGACACAUGCUCAUACAUCUUACAUGUUUCUCCUGCAAUCUACUGGGACAGGAAAAAAACUGUACUUACUAUAAAAAGUAGUUUACGGGGAGGGCCAAUACUUGUGUAAUAGAUAAAUAUAUGCAUUCAACAUGUAACCAAAGAAUGUUGUAUCAGUGGUGUAUUUUGGUUUGAAGAAUAAGGGUAUCUAAUUCAUUUUGUCUUAUGUUUUUCUACUCUUCACCUACAACACACUGAAGUGCAAUUAGGAAUGAUACUGUCUUGCAAUGUUGGCGUUUUAAUCAAUUUAGGUACUAUAUACAGUAAAUAAAGAAUAUAUAUGCAAACAAA
Messenger RNA from Esox lucius (northern pike), 2052 nucleotides. RefSeq names its product leukocyte elastase inhibitor-like. Gene Ontology annotation, biological process: negative regulation of endopeptidase activity. Gene Ontology annotation, molecular function: serine-type endopeptidase inhibitor activity. The coding region runs from base 208 to 1443 and encodes 411 amino acids. The transcript has 9 exons. NCBI's taxonomy places the organism in Eukaryota, Metazoa, Chordata, Actinopteri, Esociformes, Esocidae. The record is from RefSeq and is a predicted model, not a curated record.